GCCUUCUUCUAUUUUGGCCACCACGUUCCAGUCGUAGCACUCGGCAACGGCGGCGACUAGCGACGUGGCCGCAACCAGAAUCGCGGCGGCAGUGCUUGGCGGCCAUAACCCAAUCGCAGAAUCCGGCGAAGGCGACGGUACCUCGGCGGCGACGGCUAUAAACCUCAAAAAGUUCCCAUUCACAGGAUGCUCCUCCAUAAACCCUAUUGUUACCGCUCAUUAUCCACUCUAUGCUCUCCCGCCGACGCUCUUCUUGCUGACAAAGCCAUCGUCUAUCUCAGGCGCCACCCCGAUCACCUCAACUUUCUUUCUCCCCACUUCACUCCCCAAGCUUCCUCGAAUUUACUCCUGAAGUCACAAUUCGACCAGAAUUUAGUCGUCAAAUUCCUUGAUUGGGCACGGAGCCAGAGGUUCUUCUCCUUCCAAUGCAAAUGCCUCGCGCUCCACAUCCUCACUCGCUUCAAACUCUACAGAACGGCGCAAUCUCUUGCCGAGGAAGUAGCUGUCAAUUCGAUUGAUGAAACUGGCGCCGAGCUCUUUCAAUGCCUCAAGGACUCGUAUCAUCUGUGCAAUUCGAGCUCGGCGGUGUUUGAUCUGGUAGUUAAGUCUUAUUCUCACGUUAACUUGAUCAAUAAGGCUUUGAACAUUGUUAAUUUAGCUAAGUCUCAUGGCUUUAUGCCGGGCGUGCUUUCGUAUAAUGCUAUUUUAGAUGCGGUAAUUAGGACGAAACAGUCUGUUAAGUUUGCGGAGGAGGUAUUUAAGGAGAUGAUGGGAACUGGGAUUUCGCCCAAUGUGUUUACAUAUAACAUUUUGAUUCGCGGUUUUUGCUCUGCUGGAAAUUUGGAGAUGGGUUUAUCUUUUUUCGGUGAAAUGGAGAGAAAUGGGUGUUUGCCGAACGUGGUUACCUAUAAUACAAUAAUUGAUGCUUAUUGUAAGUUAAGGAAGAUCGACGAGGCAUUUGGGUUAUUGAGAUCGAUGGCAUUCAAAGGCUUGGAGCCAAAUUUGAUUUCAUACAAUGUGGUUAUAAAUGGGUUAUGUCGAGAGGGAAGAAUGAAGGAUACAAGUGAAAUUCUUGAGGAAAUGAAUAGAAGGAGAUAUGUUCCUGAUGAGGUGACUUUUAAUACACUUAUAAAUGGAUACUGUAAGGAAGGUAAUUUUCAUCAAGCACUUGUGUUGCAUGCAGAUAUGAUGAAGAAUGGUCUAUCCCCGAAUGUUGUUACGUAUACAACUUUGAUUAAUAGUAUGUGCAAGGCUGGUAAUUUGAAUAGAGCAAUGGAGUUUUUGGAUCAGAUGCGAGAUAGAGGGCUAUGUCCUAAUGGGAGGACGUAUACAACAUUGAUUGAUGGAUUUUCUCAGCAGGGAUUAUUAAACCAAGCUUACCAAGUUAUGAAAGAAAUGGUUGAGAAUGGAUUCACCCCUACAAUUGUAACUUAUAAUGCUCUCAUCAAUGGGCAUUGCAUAUUAGGGGGGAUGGAAGAGGCCAAUGGGGUCCUUCAAGAAAUGGUGGAGAGAGGUUUUAUCCCCGACGUUGUAAGCUAUAGUACCAUAAUUUCUGGUUUUUGUCGAAAUCAAGAAUUGGAAAAAGCUUUUCAACUGAAAGUGGAGAUGGUGACGAAGGGCAUUUCUCCUGAUGCAGUAACUUACUCAUCACUAAUUCAAGGUCUUUGUCAGCAGAGAAAACUUAGUGAAGCUUGUGAUCUCUUUCAAGAAAUGCUAAGCGCAGGUUUGUCUCCGGAUGAAGUUACUUACACAUCCUUGAUCAAUGCUUACUGCACUGAAGGGGAUUUAGAUAAGGCUCUUAGGUUGCAUGAUGAAAUGAUUCAGAAGGGGUUUUCGCCUGAUAUUGUCACCUACAAUGUGCUUAUUAAUGGAUUAAAUAAACAAGCUCGUACGAGGGAAGCAAAGAGGCUUCUGCUGAAGUUAUUAUAUGAAGAGUCUGUGCCAAAUGAGGUCACAUAUAAUACUCUGAUAGAAAACUGCAACAAUUUGGAAUUCAAGAGUGCCUUGGCUCUUAUGAAGGGAUUCUGUAUGAAGGGCUUGAUGAAUGAAGCAGACAGAAUUUUUGAGUCAAUGCUUCAAAAAGAUUACAAAACCAAUGGGGCAGUUUACAAUGUCAUUAUACAUGGUCACAGUAAAGUUGGAAAUAUUGAAAAAGCAUACAAUUUAUAUAAGAAAAUGUUGUGUUUUGGAUUUGUUCCCCACUCUGUGACUAUUAUGGCUCUGGCAAAAUCACUAUUUGAUGAAGGAAAAGAUGUAGAGUUGAAUCAACUUCUUGAGAGCACACUCAAAAGCUGUAGGAUAAAUGACGCAGAGCUAGCGAAAGAACUCGUCAAAAUCAACCAUAAAGAAGGUAACAUGGAUGCAGUUUUCAAUGUGCUUAAAGAUAUGGCUCACACUGGCUUACUACCAUACAGUUAAGUGAAGAACUCUUAGUAAUGUCGAUAACCGGGAAAAUAUAUGUAACAUCUUGAGAGAACAGAAUGGAAGAAAUCAUCACAGGUGUGGACUUAAUGUAAAUGUUUGACAGCUGCUCAAGCAUUAAGUCAUCCCUGGAUCCCAAAUUGUAACAGAGCAAAGUUCCGAUCGAUGUACUAAUAUUUAAGCUCAUGAGAAUGUAUAUGCGGUCCUCGUUCUUGCUUAAGGCUGCUUUACGGGAACUUAGGCUUGGCCCCGAUCCAUCCCGCUCAACAUUUGUUCUUGAUUUGUUCCCCACUUCGUGACUACAUGGCUCCAGUCAAAUCACUAUUUGCUGAAGGAAAAGAUGUAGAAUUGAAUCAACUUCUUGAGAGCACACUGAAGCUAUAGGAUAAGCAACGCAGAACUAGCGAAGGUACUCGUCGAAAUCAAGCAUAAAGAAGGUAACUUGGAUGCAGUUUUCAAUGUGCUUAAAGAGAUGGCUUACAGUGGCUUACUAUCAUACAGUUCUGGUUACAUGGGCGUGUGAAGAAAUAAGUGAAGAGCUCUUAGUAAUGUCGAUAAUCGAGGAAAUCUGUUAAACAUCUUGAGAGAGCAGAUUGGAUAAAAUCAUCACAGGUGCGGACUUCCCUUUGUUUCCCAUUGAUUUCAGUUGGUUUUAGUUACACUAGCCAUGUAUGUGAUACUAUAUGUAUAUCCCUGAAUUCUAGGGAAUAAAUGAAGAUGAAGAUUUUACCUUCCUUCGA
Molecule: messenger RNA, 3161 nt
Organism: Momordica charantia (bitter melon)
Lineage: Eukaryota; Viridiplantae; Streptophyta; Magnoliopsida; Cucurbitales; Cucurbitaceae
Source: RefSeq, a predicted model, not a curated record